Clonostachys byssicola is the source of this 1662-nucleotide messenger RNA. NCBI's taxonomy places the organism in Eukaryota, Fungi, Ascomycota, Sordariomycetes, Hypocreales, Bionectriaceae. The record is from the annotation of a GenBank genome assembly.
AUGAGCACUGAGAAAAUGCACCAGGGUUCCCGAAAUGUGUCUCCCCAUAAAGCCACAGGCCAUCAGGCCCAGACAGACAAUGAGGUGCUUGUUCGCCUGGGCCACGAACAGGAACUACCCCGAAGCUUCUCAAUGUUCACACUAGCUGCUCUCUGUUCGUGUCUCAUGGCAACAUGGGAAGCACUGGCAAGCGUCUUGGCUACGGCUCUUGUGAGCGGUGGUCCACCUUGCCUGCUUUACAACUAUAUAGCUGCGUUCAUCUUUACUGCCUGCAUUACCGUGUCAUUAGCCGAAAUUGCAUCCAUAUAUCCGACAGCUGGCGGCCAAUAUCAUUGGGUGUCCGCUAUGAGCCCACCUUCGAAAAGGUCACUUCCAGCCUUCCUAACAGGUUGGAUAUCCAUUGGAGGCCAGACUUUAUUCUCCGCUUCUGCUGCGUUUGCUGGAGGACUCCAGAUGCAAGGCUUGAUCGUGUUAAACAAUGAUAGUUUUGUAUCGGAGCCUUGGCAAGGUGUGCUGUUCUACUGGGCCAUCUUGGCCUACUCAGCCGCAACUAAUAUUUGGGGCCUCAGAGUUCUACCUCAUAUCAAUACAGCUGCCGGUACGCACUACUACUCAGUCUUUAUACCUCUCUUUGUUACUUCACGCUCACUCGUGCUGGUUACCUUCAGGAGAUUCAUUGGGGUCGUUAUCACGUUGCUGGUAAUGGCGAACAAGAACUCAGCAUCAUUCGUCUUCACCGAUUUUGAAAAUAGCAGUGGUUGGGAAAGUGAUGGAAUCUCCUGGCUCGUAGGGCUGCAGAGCGCAGUCUUUCCAUUUCUCGGGCAACCUACUCUUGCUAUAGGAACUAUACUAAUACUUUACAGAUACGACGCGGCGUGCCAUCUGUCCGAGGAGCUGCCCAAUGCGAGCCGCAACGUGCCUCUUGCUAUGAUGUACAGCGUUCUUCUUAACGGUAUCACUGGAUUGGCUUAUUGUAUCGUCCUUCUGUUUGCGACCACGUCACUAGACUCGCUGUUGCAAACCCCCACCCAGUUUCCGUUCAUGGAAGUGUAUCUUCAAGCUACACAGUCCAGGGCCGGCGCCACUGUCUUGUCGGCUAUCAUCCCCAUCAUUGCUGCUGCUGCGAGUAUGGCCGGCUUAACAUCAAGUUCUCGGACUUUGUGGGCCUUUGCCCGUGAUAAGGCCACACCAUUCCACGAGAAACUGAGCAGAGUCGACGGCAAACUCCAUAUCCCGAAAAAUGCCGUGCUUACAUGUGUGGCUUUUCAAUGGGCCCUUGGCUUUAUUUAUCUCGGCAGCACGACCGCCUUCAACGCCAUCAUUUCCAUGGCCAUCAUUGGGAUGUACCUCUCAUAUCUGAUCCCGAUUGUUUAUAUGCUCCUCUAUGGUCGUAGGCAAAGCAUUAGUCAGAUAUCGAGAUACAUGAAGCUCCCCAACUGGCUGGGGAUUUGCCUGAAUGUAGCCUCCAUCGUGUGGAUGAUAGUUGCGAUCAUCUUCAGCACGUUCCCAAUCCUCAUGCCAGUCACAUCCACAAACAUGAAUUAUUCUAUUGUCGUCAUGAUUGGAUGGUUGUUUUUUGGUGUUGUAUAUUAUCUGUUUUGGGGAAGGAAGAAGUUUGAGGCUCCUAUGUCUGACACUUCUGUCAUUCUAACUACAGGGUAG